UUUGUUGGUUUUUAAUUCUUUUAUAUAUUGUUUUUUUUGAGUCUCAAGAGAAAAUUUUUGAUUGUGUCGGGCUUCGAUUCUCUCGGGGUUCGAUAAUCUUCUUCUUUGGGUGAUAAAACUCCAUUGUGGGUGAUAAUAUCAUGUCCGAUGGAUACUAUAAUUCUAAGAAGACCGACGAUAUCUGCGAUGAUGUUUGUGGACAGGAAGGUUCUCGAGCAGGGAAAGCCUUUUCAAGAGUUAGAUGUAUACUACGAGGACUCGAUUUCAAGACAUACAUCAUCCUCUUCACCAUCAUCCCUAUCUUCAUCUUCGGUAUCUAUAUCCACGGCCAAAAGCUCACAUACUUCUUGAGACCUCUUUGGCAAUCACCACCUAAACCAUUUCAAAUACUCCCCCAUUACUACCAUGAAAACACCUCCAUGGAAACACUCUGCAGCCUCCACGGAUGGAAACACCGAGACACUCCAAGACGUGUCUUUGACGCCGUCUUGUUCAGCAACGAAGUAGAUAUGCUCACUAUCCGCUGGAAAGAGCUUUACCCUUACAUCACACAGUUUGUGAUUCUUGAAUCUAACUCAACCUUCACUAGUUUGCCUAAACCGUUGGUUUUCGCCGCAAACCGAAAGAACUUCGAGUUUGUGGAGCCGAGGUUGACGUAUGGUAACAUUGGAGGUAGAUUCAAGAGAGGUGAGAACCCUUUUGUGGAAGAAGCUUACCAGAGGAUUGCGUUGGAUCAGCUCAUUAGACUCGCGGGGAUUGAAGAAGACGAUCUUUUGAUCAUGUCUGAUGUUGAUGAGAUUCCUAGUGCUCACACCAUUAACCUUCUUAGAUGGUGUGAUGGUUAUCCACCGGUUCUUCAUCUUCAGCUUAGAGACUACUUAUACUCUUUUGAGUAUUUCAUCGAUAGUAAAAGCUGGAGAGCUUCGGUUCAUCGGUACAAGCCAGAGAAGACAAGAUAUGCUCAUUUCCGACAAGGAGACGUUCUCUUAGCGGACUCUGGUUGGCAUUGCAGUUUCUGUUUCAGGCGCAUUAGUGAGUUUGUGUUCAAGAUGAAAGCGUAUAGUCAUACCGAUCGUGUUAGGUUCUCUCAUUAUUUGAAUCCGGCAAGAAUCCAAGAUGUGAUAUGUAGAGGAACUGAUCUGUUCGACAUGUUUCCUGAAGAGUAUACGUUCAGGGAGAUCAUCGCGAAGCUAGGUCCGAUACCGAGGUCUUAUUCAGCUGUUCAUCUCCCUGCUCAUUUGAUUGAAAAGGCUGAGAGUUACAAGUAUUUGUUACCUGGGAACUGCUUAAGAGAAAGUGGCUGAUAAGUGUUUGUGCUUAUCAGUCUCUAUAGUCGUUAGAUCAUUUGUGGAACAGAGGAUGGUACAGUUUAUUGAAGAGAGUAAGUGGUGGUGUCUCUGGUUUUCAGCAUAUAUCUCUCUGUGAAAGUAUAUAACCUUGUCUGCUUUUUAAAUACUGACUUCAUGUUCCAAUGUUGUUCCCAUGUUGUUUUUUGGGAAGUUUUGCUGGAAUUUCUCUUUUCUUCAAAACUCUUUUCAUACUCUCAAUUUUAGUCUUGUACAAUUUACUAGUGAUUUCUUUACAUUAUCCUCAG
Eruca vesicaria subsp. sativa (arugula) is the source of this 1594-nucleotide messenger RNA. The record is from the annotation of a GenBank genome assembly. NCBI's taxonomy places the organism in Eukaryota, Viridiplantae, Streptophyta, Magnoliopsida, Brassicales, Brassicaceae.